AUGGGAGAGUUCCAACAGCAGCUGCUCACUCUUUUUGGGGGUCUAAUUUGUCUGUGUACUCUGGUGAAAUGCAUUAGAUUUUUGAAGUAUUUUUUCCCAUAUGUAUGGAAUGCUUUGCCUCAGUCUUUCUUUCGGUCAAUGGGAGAAUGGGCAGUGGUCACAGGAGCAGGAGAUGGAAUUGGAAAAGCAUAUUCCCUGGAGCUGGCAAAACGUGGAUUAAAUAUUGUUAUGAUAAGCAGAACACUUGAAAAACUGCAGAAAGUAGCCACUGAAAUUGAACAGGCCACAGGUAGAAAUGUGAAGAUCAUACAAGCUGACUUUACAAAAGAUUACAUAUAUGAGAAUAUUGAAGAAUGUCUUCAAGGCUUAGAAAUUGGCAUUUUGGUUAACAAUGUUGGAAUGCUUCAUAAUCCUCUUCCAUGCCGUUUCCUUAAUGGAGCAGACACAGACGAGAACCUCAUCAGCUGCAACAUUAUCUCUGUUACCAAGAUGACACGGAUAAUUUUGAAACAAAUGGAGCCAAGACAAAAAGGACUUAUUCUGAACCUUUCUUCUGGUUUGGGCACCUUCCCUUGUCCAUUAUAUACUAUAUAUUCGGCUUCUAAAGCUUUUGUAUGCACAUUUUCCAAAGCACUUCAAGCAGAAUAUAAGGCAAAGGGAAUUAUCAUCCAGGUGGUGGCUCCUUAUGCUGUUUCUACUCCAAUGACAAUGUACCAAAAACCCAAUCUCAUAACAAAGACUGCAGAGGAGUUUGUUAGAGAGUCACUGAUUUAUGUUACUGUUGGAGAGGAGACAUUUGGUUGUUUAGCCCAUGAGAUCUUGGCGUGCAUCCUGCAGCUCAUUCCGUUGUGGGUAUUCCACAGUGACAGAUUUCAAGAGGUGUUCCUGAACACAUUUCCGACUUACCUGAAAAGGAACUGGAAGAGCCCCUAA
Molecule: messenger RNA, 933 nt
Organism: Emys orbicularis (European pond turtle)
Lineage: Eukaryota; Metazoa; Chordata; Testudines; Emydidae
Gene: HSD17B3
Product: hydroxysteroid 17-beta dehydrogenase 3
Exons: 11
Coding region: 1-933 (310 amino acids)
Biological process (GO): steroid biosynthetic process
Cellular component (GO): endoplasmic reticulum
Molecular function (GO): testosterone dehydrogenase (NADP+) activity
Source: RefSeq, a predicted model, not a curated record